Messenger RNA from Peromyscus maniculatus bairdii (prairie deer mouse), 1712 nucleotides. The record is from RefSeq and is a predicted model, not a curated record. NCBI's taxonomy places the organism in Eukaryota, Metazoa, Chordata, Mammalia, Rodentia, Cricetidae.
GCUUUCCAGAUCAUGUGGUACACUAGCACCCGGGGAAUGGCCCCACGGGUCAACUUUGAGGGGGCCCUCUUCUCUGGCUAUGCACCCGAUGGGGGUCUCUAUGUGCCAGAGGAGUUCCCACAGCUGGACAGAGAGACCCUGCGCCACUGGAGCACGCUUUCCUAUCGCAGCCUGCUGAAGGAGCUGUGUGCCCUCUUCAUUGGCCUGGAGCUCAUCCCAAGACAUGACCUAAAUGAUCUGAUUGACCAAGCCUUCAGCAGAUUCCGCCACAGAGAUGUGGUCCAUCUGCGCAGACUGAGGAAUGGGCUGAAUAUACUGGAGCUGUGGCAUGGGGUCACCUAUGCCUUUAAGGACCUGUCGCUGUCCUGCACCGCUCAGUUCCUGCAGUACUUCCUGCAGAAGAGGAAGAAGCAUGUCACCAUUGUUGUUGGAACUUCUGGGGACACGGGAAGUGCUGCCAUUGAGAGUGUUCAGGGAUCCAAGAAUAUGGACAUCAUCGUUCUGUUGCCCAAAGGCCUUUGCACAAAGAUUCAGGAGCUCCAGAUGACGACGGUGCUGAAGGAGAAUGUCCAUGUGUUUGGAGUGGAAGGGAACAGUGAUGAACUUGAUGAGCCCAUCAAGGCCGUGUUUGCGGAUGUGCCUUUUGUCCAGAAGCACAACCUGAUGAGCUUGAACUCCAUCAACUGGUCUCGGGUCCUGGUGCAGAUGGCACACCACUUCUUCGCUUACUUCCAGUGUGCACCCUCCUUGGACACACACCCCCUGCCCGCUGUGGAGGUGGUCGUGCCUACAGGGGCCGGGGGUAACCUUGCAGCUGGGUGCAUUGCUCAGAAGAUGGGCCUGCCCAUCCGCCUGGUUGUGGCCGUGAACCGCAAUGACAUCAUCCACAGGACUGUCCAGAAGGGAGACUUCUCUCUGUGUGAGGUUGUCAAGCCAACCCUGGCAUCCGCUAUGGACAUUCAGGUGCCCUACAACAUGGAGAGGAUCUUCUGGCUGCUCUCUGACUCUGACAGCCAGGCGACGAGAGCUUUAGUCCUCCUGUGGUUCACCAAUCCCGACAUUCACCCCUGUCCCCUGACCCUUCAGCUUUCAGAGGCGGUGACAUCUGAGUCAGUGUCUGAUGAGGCCAUCACCCAGACCAUGGGCCGCUGCUGGGAAGAGAACCAGUACCUGCUGUGCCCCCAUUCAGCCACAGCGGUGAACUACCACUACCAGCAGACUGACAGUGGGCAGUCCAGGAGCAUCUCCCGGUGCUGCCUGGCCUCUGCCUCUGCAGUCAAAUUCCCAGAAGCAGUCCAGGCUGCUGGGCUGACUCCCCAGACUCCUGCAGAGAUCCUAGCCCUGGAGCACAAGGAGACCCGCUGCCUCCCCAUGCAGAGAGGAGAUGACUGGAUGCAGAUGCUGCGGGACACAAUUGAGGGCGUGUCCCAGCGCUGGCAUGGUGGGGCUGUGAACCCCUCAGAAUAGCCAGGCUGGCACUGGUUUGAAGACGCUUGUCCCGGGACUCACUGGGACAAGAUGGCUCAGUAGUUAAGAACUCUUGCUGCUCUUCCAGAGGACCCAAGAUUAGUUAACAGCACCCAUGGCCGGUGACUCACAACCAUGUAUAACUCCAGCUGCAGGAGUUCUGACGCUUCUGGCCUCCGUGGGCGACGCACUCAUGUGCGCAGAUACACAUACAGACACGCAUACCUAUAAUUUAAAAUAAUAAA